This is a messenger RNA of Staurois parvus, 254 nucleotides long. The record is from the annotation of a GenBank genome assembly. NCBI's taxonomy places the organism in Eukaryota, Metazoa, Chordata, Amphibia, Anura, Ranidae.
GUUACGGUCAGGAGCGGACUGACCAUUUGGAAACUCGGGCACUGCCCGAGGGCCCGGGGUCAGUAGGGGGCCCCAUGAGAUGCCCCUGGUACCUUUUUCAUAGGCUUUUUUGGCUUUUGGCAAGGACACAGGGGCCCCAUGAUCCCCUAUUGCCCGGGGGCCCCAUGAGUUGUCAGUCCGCCCCUGGUUACGUCCCUUCUCCCUUCUUUCCUCCACAGCGCCAGCAUCUGAACUGUGGGGACCAGGCUGUGACA